Lithohypha guttulata is the source of this 897-nucleotide messenger RNA. RefSeq lists its product as uncharacterized. Gene Ontology annotation, cellular component: mitochondrion. The record is from RefSeq and is a predicted model, not a curated record. Lineage: Eukaryota; Fungi; Ascomycota; Eurotiomycetes; Chaetothyriales; Trichomeriaceae. Gene Ontology annotation, molecular function: ribosomal large subunit binding. Gene Ontology annotation, biological process: translation. The transcript has a single exon. The coding region runs from base 1 to 897 and encodes 298 amino acids.
AUGGCAUCCAAACGUGUUUGUAACGCGACUGCAAGCUUAUGCCGUACAGUAUGCCAUCCACAUCCGCAUAGACAGCUCGUCUCUGCCCGCUCAUAUCAACUGCAGCUAAAUCUGCAAUCAAUCCUCAGACCACAGUCAUUGGCCUUCUCGACAUCUCCUAGUUAUCUAAAGAAGUCUUCAGCGAACAAAAAGUCCUCCAAAAAAUCGCCGGAUGUUGGUCCACCUGAUGUAGAAGAGCAUGUACCCGAUAACCAGGCUACAAAGGAGAGGGAUGCUGAUAUCGACCCAUAUGAUUUCAGUCAACUUGAGGCGGGUAUUGCAUCCGCGAUAGCUAGACUGAAAGAUGCUUUGACCAAAACAAGAGAUGCUGGCCGCGUCACACCAGACAUGAUAGAGGCUCUCCCCGUCGAACUCAAUUUGAAACAUCCUGAUCAAUCAAAACCUAAAGGAAAGGGAGAGCAUCCACACCAUGAACGAACCAAGCUUGGAGACAUUGCAUCAGUAGUGCCAAAAGGUGGUCGUAUGCUACAAGUCUUUGCUGCAGAGGAAGGCCAUGUGAAGCCACUCACCUCCGCAAUCAUGGCCUCCGAUCAUUCUCUGACUCCCGAGGUUGACAAGAACAACUCCCUGCUCAUUCUUGUGCCUGUACCACCUGCUACCUCGGAGACUCGAGCUCAAGCUGCUGCAGAAGCAAAGAAGUGCUUCGACAAGGCCAGUUUGGAAGUCAGAAAUGCAAGAGGAGAUGCACAGAAGAGGCAUCGGAAAAUGGAGCUAAACAAGCUGGUCAUCAGAGAUGAGUUGGCCAAGGCUCACAAAGGAAUGGAAGAGAUCGCCCGAAAAGGCCAAGAAGAGGUCAAGAAAGUCUAUGAAAAUGCCUUGAAGGCUUUGCAGCAAUAG